Molecule: messenger RNA, 1575 nt
Organism: Trichoderma virens Gv29-8
Lineage: Eukaryota; Fungi; Ascomycota; Sordariomycetes; Hypocreales; Hypocreaceae
Exons: 3
Coding region: 1-1575 (524 amino acids)
Source: RefSeq, a predicted model, not a curated record
AUGCCAUCGUCAGGUGUUUGUUUAGACGUCGCCAUCGACCAUCGUAUAAGGCAGCUACUCCAGCCAGCAAUCAACAUCGAGGCGAAUCCUUUUGACGGUAGGCACCUGGAAAAGCUUGAGCAGCUGCAUCAAUCUGUCCAUGACAAGGAGGUGGAUGCUUUUGAUGAAUUGCUAGUCACAAAAGAACUUGCAAAACCUCUUAGCAAAGGAGGCCUUGUUGUCGCUUUAACACGGCCGGCCAGUAACCACCCGUUUGCAGACGGGGUCGAGGUAGUGGUUGAAGAAUCUCCUACUUUGCGGGCACUUAGAGAUGUGUUUGCGCUUCUUGGUUUAGAUUUGAUCAAUCAGGUCACAGUUCUCGAUUCUCUACCAUUUUGGACACAACAAGAUGGAGAUAAAAUGCUGAGAAACGACGAGCAGAGAUAUAUCACAACUCUCAAGGAACAUUAUGAAGUUUUUUUAGAGGCUGUGGUGGCAAAGCAACCGGAUGUUGUGCUUUGUAUGUGGAAACGAGAGGGAGAGCCUCAAGAAAACUGGUCUGGCUAUGAUAUCCAACGCCGGCGUGUGGGUGAAUCAUUCGCUAGUGCAGAGGUGACUCUAUACGAUCGCCAAGGAAAUCGUAUUGAAACAAAGAGGGUGAACGCCUUCCACCCUGGCUAUUGCAUGAAUCGUAAUCCAGAGUAUAGCCAAUUCAGGCAGCUCCUCAUUCUGGAGAUUACGCAUGCAUGUAGCCUAAUGAGUGGAGGCUGGCGUGAAGAAUCCUGGAUGUCAGAGUUGAGGCAGAGCUGUAAGGAUAAAGCCUGGCCAUUGUAUUUCGGUAUAGAUGGGAAGAAAGCAGGCGUUAAGUUGCACUCCGAAUAUGCCAGCGCUGUGACCAAAAUCCAAGAUCUAAUCCCAGUGCUGGCGUCAGGCAAGUACGACUGCAGCCGUCACUUUUUAAAAGAGGCGGCUCUAUAUCACACAUUGAUAGAUGCCAAGUGGACAGAGCAUAUGAAUGAUGCAUCUCUCUGUCUCAAAACUGCUGCUCGAGAGCUCAAAAGAGACAUUGUCGACUUUCAGGACACAAUCGGCCCCCAGGGAGACAUGGCUUGUCAGACCAUGGGGCUCGUUAUGAGUCUCGGUAUGCAGUUUAGGGGCUCGGAAAAGAUGGAGGUGAGAGACGCUCAAGGUCGUGGUUUCUUCUCGGAAACAUUUACGAAUUCCGUUCAAAACGAAAAGUCAUUUACUACUUCUUCUUCUUGGUUUUCAAAUCGAGCUCUAAAGAGACGCAUGGUGAAGUUCCUACUCGGACUUAACAACGCCUUUUUAGAUGCAAAGGAGGCAGACGAUAUCCAAGGCCCGAUUCGAUUUCAACUGUCUCUCGAUGGUGCUUCCAAGGCUUUCUUGACCAUGGCAUGUGGAAUGGAGGAUUUGCUGGGCACUUUAGCAGCAUAUUUGGGGGAAUUGAAAGUGGCAAAGUCCAAUACCGAACAACACGCUGAACCAGACGAUGGCAAGUCGCAAAUUGAAGCUGCAGGAGAUGUGUCUGAAGAAUCCACUACGUUGGUGGGCGAUUUUGAAGGGUUGGCACUAUAG